Molecule: messenger RNA, 1306 nt
Organism: Spinacia oleracea (spinach)
Lineage: Eukaryota; Viridiplantae; Streptophyta; Magnoliopsida; Caryophyllales; Amaranthaceae
Product: thioredoxin-like 2-1, chloroplastic
Exons: 4
Coding region: 209-895 (228 amino acids)
Biological process (GO): cell redox homeostasis
Cellular component (GO): chloroplast
Source: RefSeq, a predicted model, not a curated record
AAGCAAACGUCAUUGUUAAAGAGUGAUUUUCGGUUAAGUCAGCUCCGGCCACUGAUUCGAAACGCGAGUUCUCCUCCCAUGGCGAACUAGUUCAUCUUCCAAUCCCUAAUUCUUCCCCAAUUACUAUGCUGUUUAAUUAUUGUCCAUUCAUCAUAAUCAAAUUCCAGACAAUUGCAUAAAAUUAUUUUUUGAAUUUUCUCUCUCUUCAAUGGCGGAUGCAAUUCGUUUAUCUUCUUGUAAUUCCCUUCGAUUUUCUACUUCUCUGCUCACUUCGCUGAAUAAUUGGCACCCGGUUAUUUUACGUAAUCGCAAUUCUUUCGAAAUUGGUGCUAGAAUUGUUGAUUCUGCCUUUGUUUCUGUUGUUCCUUCUCUCUCCUUCAAACCCAGAAAGCGAAUGUCUUCGUUGAAGGUACAUGCUGUUAUUGCUGAAGCAACCGAUCAACCAAAAUGGUGGGAAAGGAAUGCAGGACCAAAUAUGAUUGAUAUUCAUUCCACGGAGGAGUUCUUGAGUGCGUUAAAAGAAGCCGGAGAUAGAUUAGUAGUGGUUGAGUUCUAUGGAACCUGGUGUGCCUCUUGCCGUGCUUUGUUUCCUAGGUUGUGCAGAAUGGCAGAAGAACAUCCAGAGAUAUUGUUUAUAAAGGUCAAUUUUGAUGAGAAUAAGGCAAUGUGCAAAAGUAUGAUGGUGAAGGUACUUCCAUAUUUCCAUUUCUAUCGCGGUGCUGAUGGGAAGGUGGAAGGAUUUUCAUGUUCCCUAGCUAAGUUCCAGAAAGUAAAGGAUGCCAUUGAAAUGUAUAAUCCAACUGGAAACAACAAUGCGGCGAAAAUGGGCAAUGAUCUUACACUUGAUUCCUCGGCCAAUGUAGAUGAUAAAUCAGCCAAGUCUAAUGACACAUAAAUCCCUCUUACUCUUCAUUAUUUGUUCAUAUAUGAUUUUGUGUAAUCCUAGUAUCUCCACUAUUUUCGUACGAGUAGUAAAUAUGUAUAUUUGCAAGUGCUCUCUUGUAAUCUAAACCUUGGCCAUUCUUUCCCUUUUCACAACUUGAACGUGGUAAUUUGUAUAUCAUGCAAGUGGAAAUAGUUACUCAAGUCCGGGGUUUUGAAUUCUCUUGUUUCAGAUACCGAUUCACGACCAAAUUUAUAUGGUUUAUGUCUUCCCGUGCAUCGAUUUGUAUCUGUUCUCUUGUUUCAGAUACCGAUACCGAUUCACGACCAAGUGAAGGACUUAGAGGUGAACUCUGAAUUGUUGUAUUCUUGUAUAUAUGUAAUUGUUCAAGAGGCUACUAAACUGAACUUCUGUUUUCCAUGC